Messenger RNA from Sphaeroforma arctica JP610, 722 nucleotides. RefSeq lists its product as hypothetical. The transcript has 3 exons. Gene Ontology annotation, cellular component: nucleus; cytoplasm. The annotation marks the transcript as partial. The record is from RefSeq and is a predicted model, not a curated record. NCBI's taxonomy places the organism in Eukaryota, Ichthyosporea, Ichthyophonida. Gene Ontology annotation, molecular function: sequence-specific DNA binding; RNA binding; RNA endonuclease activity.
GAGUGCGGCCGAUUACCUACUGGGGGUGGCGGAUUUGUCGGGAGAACUCAUGCGUUUGUGCAUAAACUACUUGGGAGGCGGCAAUCGCGAGCAGUGUUUCAUCAUCCAUGACUUUCUAAGGUCAAUGCUAAGCAGUUUUGAGGCCCUUCCAUAUGGCGAGAUCAAAGAACUGAACAGAAAAAUCAAUGUCAUGAAACAGAGUCUGACCAAAGUUGAAAACGCUUGCUACGCUGUUGCCAUUCGAGGUGCUGAAGUCCCUUCACACAAGCUCGCUAGUCUCGUAAAAAGUAGUGCCAUCGCCGAUCCAAUACCGGACGAAGAUUGAGUGGGCAUAACCCAACCCGUUCCAGAUUGUUCAUAGUGCAUAGUGUAUGUAUUAUGCAUUAGCAACAGGAUGUCCGGAUUCUGCCUUUUUCACCUGAGCUUUUCAGAUACCACAGCGGAGGAAUUUAGUUUGCAGGUAGCACAUAUAAUCAACGAUAUAUAAUUUCUCCAUUUUCUUGUGUAUAUCUAAGGAAGAGCUGAGCGUUUACUUAGAUGUUUGAAGAAAGCACACUCUUGAACGGAAAAAUCAGUUGUGUGGUACAAUUCCCCACCUCGGUGUGCUACCGCCAGCGCAUUCAUUUUUGUCUCAGUGUGUGUAGUAUGUAAUAUCUAUGCUCUCAUUUUGCAAUGUAUCGGACUGAAUAAAUUUCCGACACAACGUGCAGACUAUUUUGUGC